Molecule: messenger RNA, 696 nt
Organism: Linderina pennispora
Lineage: Eukaryota; Fungi; Kickxellomycota; Kickxellomycetes; Kickxellales; Kickxellaceae
Exons: 1
Coding region: 1-696 (231 amino acids)
Source: RefSeq, a predicted model, not a curated record
AUGUCUCAACUCUCCAACUCGCAGGAUGACUACUUCAAUGACCAAGCGUCAUUCAUUUCUGACACUUCAUCCACCGUGUCUACCGUGUUCGACAUCAGGGAGCAGGCGGCUGGUGUAAUCACUGGCGCUGAUUGUAUGCCGGAUGUACCCAGCUCGCUUACCAUCGCUGAUAUUGUAUCAGCUGCACUUGCUGAUGGGGGCUAUAUAUCAUAUCCCACCAUGACACCUUCACCUGCUAUUCCUACUAGUGUGCAAAUUGAAGCUACUACUGCGGCUACGAUGGGUGAAAAUCUUGCAGCGGAAGCUCUUUAUGAGCUUUCCUCGUAUUCAUCUUUGCCCCUUGCUGAUGAAGAUGAGGUCAGUAAAAGUCCUGUGUAUACGCAGCAUGUGCAAACCAUCCCAAGUAUGACUGCAGAUCCAUUAACUGGGCAACUUGAUUGUGUCUCACAUAGCCUCCUGUCUGAUGAUGUCCUUAGCUGGACUGGCUAUGACACGGAGCCUGUGCCUUGUGAUACAGAGGCUCUAUAUAGAGACCUUUUGGGGCUUAUAAACAAAGACCAAGGUGGUCAUAUUGAGGCUGCCACGGAAAGACCCCAAGAUAAAAGCAAUGACUGCGAGAGAUCUGGUAGAGAAUCGGUCCACAUACCUUCCAAAUGGUCAUUAGCAUGCCCUACUGAGUGGUACUCACAAAUCUAA